CAACCAAUCAGAAGGAAGGUCAAAAUAAGUCCGUGUUAAAAGUGUACGACGAAAAAAAUUUCCAACUCAAUUUUGAAGAAAAAUCAACAAAAUAAGCAUAAAUGUGAUACUUUGGAAUGAGCCAGAGGCCAACAGGCGGUAGGGGGAGACGGCCAGACAGGGAGAAUGCAUCAUAUAACUCGCAUGGUGGACCAAAUGGUUCGAAAUCAGAUUCGAAAAAUUCAGAAUCAAAUUCGAAGUCCAACUCGAACUCGCACGACCGUUCACCUCACGCCGUGAAAGAUGAAAAGAGAAGCCGAUUGCCACCUCCCAGACCGUCUAUUAAGCAGAGAGAUUCAAAGUUUGACGGUGAAAGAAGAAAAGAUGGAGACAGAGGAGGCUUCAAGCAGUCUCGAGGUGAAGGAAUAUCAAUUCAAAAAUCUCCAAAAAACGAAAGUGGAAAAUUAUCUGGAAUUGGUGGGGCAUAUGCACGAGAAUUUGUGCCAGCAGAGAACAGAAAAAUAUCAGAUAACCUAAAGGGUCCGCCAGAUGAGUCGCGUUUGGCCAGAAUAUUGAGAAGGGUGCAGAGAGAUGAAGAUAAAGAACGGAGAAUGGCAUCAGUUAAACAACUUCAAGAGUAUUUACUUAUACCAGAAAAUGGCAAGGCAAUAAUGAAGGCAUCUGACCAGAUGUUGGCUGCAUUGCAAGAUGUCUUCCAUGAAAGGACGUAUCGAGAGAUCAAACAAGGUGUGGCAGAGUGUCUUGGUAUUCUGGGGGGUGUCAUGGGAAUUGAUGCACACAGGUACUUUCAAUGGCUGUUUGGUAAGCUAGACUCUGCCAUUGCCGAGGAGGUGAAGGGAUUAUUCCUCAAAGCACUAUUAGAAACAUUACGUUUUGAUGAGCACAAGCAAGUCUUGAAUGACUUCACACAGAUGAUAAUGACAAAUGUUCAGGGCAUCCUUGAAUGUGCAGACUCCCCGGAUCUCCUCAUGUCCGUAGUAGAUGUCAUUCUCUUCAUAUCAAAGGUCUAUCCCCACACAUUUGCUGCACAUUUUAGAGACACUGUAGAUAUCUUAGUAGGCUGGCAUAUAGAUGCAACACAGAAAGACAAGUUAAUUCAGUAUACAUCAGAUGCCCUUGUUCACUUCCAUACAUUUUGGGUGGCUGAUAUAUCAUUCUCCAUCACUCUACUUGGGCAGUUCCUUGAGGAUAUGGAGGCUUAUUCUGAAGAUCUGGGUAUAGGCCUUGGUGGUCAGGUGUCUUCCGAUGAUGACGUACCUUCUCCAGAAGAAUGUGUUGCCAAACUAGCAGCUUUAUUGCGUGUAUUCUCCACUGUUGUCCGUAGUCUUGGAGACCACUUUACAGCUAUGUAUGGGCCUCCAAUCACACAGGAGUACCAGAAUGAGUUGAUGGAUAGAACAGUGAAAUGUGUUCAGCAUGCUAACUCCUGUCUCUACUCUGAGCAAACCAGUCAUACAGCAAACCAAUGUCUGUUGUUGAUGGUUGACUCAAUAGACAGCUCUCACCCUGACAGUUAUGACGUGUUAUUGCAAUAUAUCAUAAGUCAGGUUGAGUCAAGACGUCAGAGUUCAUAUUCAUACCUUAUGGUAUUGCUGGACCUUAUACAGAAGGUGAUAGAGAAAGCAAGCACACAUCUUCCAGUGUCUUUUAUGACGCGUUUGAUUGGCCCAGAUUCCCGGUUUCUCACCCUCAGAUUUCACCAUGACUCCAGCGUGCUCAACAAACUACUUGGAGUAUACCAGGCCAUUAUGAACCUGAAGAGUGUUCCACUACUGACUGAAGCAUACAGACUUGUCCAAGCUGACAUUGAAGUGGCUUACAAUACUUUGGCAGAAAAGGCAAAGGAGAAGGAUAAGUUGGAACUUGUACAGAAUAAUCCAUUUGUUGAGGGAGAUGUGACAAGUGAGCAGGCAGAGACGAUUAUUGUGUUCAACCUUUGUGCUUUAGCAGAGGUUGGCAACACAAAGAGUAAUUUAAUAGGGAUGUGGGCACUGACGCCAUCUAUAUUUGAGCUGCUCUCACAAAACUUGUUACCUUUCCCUUCCAAAGUGUCGGAGCAAUACCCAGCAGUGCAAUAUGCAGUUUUACACACUCUACAGUCCCAUUGUGUCAGACAUGGUCACUUUAUAUCAAGUAGUACAUUAGUGGGAGAAAGUAAUAGUACUGGAAUGAUGUCAACAACGAGUGACAACCUGGCUGUUCUAUUACAUCUACUCACCCAGUUGUUGUCCCAACCUAAUAUUGCCUAUGACAGCAUAGUUCUUGGUCUACAGUGGAUGAGAGACAUUGUCCAGGCACUAGAGAAUAGCACUCAUGUCUACACCAACGCACAGUUCCUCCAAGCCAUACAUACUGUCAUUAACAUGGGAUAUGAUCGGCAGAAAAUAAUCCGUCUUGAAGCAUGUCGAUGUUUAGACCUACUGUUCAACUUAGCCAUUGAUGCAGGAACCUCAAAACUUAACCUGCCAGUCCACAUCAUAAACAGAGUACUUGAGUUGUGUUGUACUCACAGAGUUGACUCAGAUUGUGACAUCAGAGCAAAGUUUGCCAUCUUGGAGAGAUACGUUCCAUUGGAUGUAGCAUUCAGGUUUAGCAAAACAUUGGGUUACAUUGCCAAACAGCGUAAAGACCACUGCAACAAAGCUGUCCUUGGUUCCAAAUCUGUGCCCCACAUUCGGGGUUUACAAGCAGGUUGUCUAGCACGUAGGGGUCACAUGGUUAAGAUUCCAGCAGUUACCUUCCACUCAAACAAUUUCCGCUGUGUCAUGAAUUAUGUACUGACCAAUAUUAACCAGUCAAUGCAUAAUGACCUUAGUUGGCUUGAGGGAGUGUAUCAGACAUGUCAGCAUAAAGAAAAAGAAUUAGAAGUAAAGGAGACCGCUAACUCAUUAAGUUCAAUGGUUGAUGGUAAUGACUCCCUUCUUUGGUUCUGGGCAAUGGCUGAAUCUGCACAAUUCUGUGUCCUCGCUAAACUACGCACUCCCCUCGGGAAGCCCCAGGAUACAUUCACCAAGAUAGAGGGCGCUUUGAAAGCAUAUGCAGUUCAGCUGAAACAUGGGGAGAAAGAAGAGAAAGGAGAAGAUGAAGGUGAGAAAUCAAGUGCUGCCCCCUAUGAAGCUUUACUAAGGGCACAUCUGCUUAUCUACUUCAUGGAAGUUCUUGAAAAACAGCUGUACAAUGCCUACGAGGGUACAGCUGUAGCGAUGGCCGGAACACCCAAAGCGGUGCGCACAUUUUUCCGGACAAACCGCAACACAUGCCAAGAAUGGUUGACUCGUGUUAGGAUGUGUAUAAUUGCCAUAGCGAGCAAAUGUGACCAACCGACAACAGUGAUUAGACAAGCGUUUGAACUUCUGAAUGAAAUGAAAGUCAACAAUCACACCCAGGGCCCCGAGUUUGAGCGUGUAGUAAUGAGACUUGUGGAGGCUUUGUGUAAGCUACGCUGUCCUGACGCUAUACAAGGGAUCUAUAUCUGGUGCAAGGACAUCAUUGGGCGCAAGAUGUCCUGGAUCAAAUCUGCCAUAGACAAAGCAUGGGGAAGACAUGAAGAAGCUGCCCAGUCUUUCAAGAACCAACUACGCACCUAUGUCACACCUGAGUCCAUGUUCGAAGAUGGAAAAGCAACUGAGGAUUCUUCCCCAGAGGGGUCCCCACAAUUGAGCCCAAAAAAUGCUGACAUGUUCCCUCGCAGAAUGAUUUUGAGCAAGAAUUAUGAGCCAGAUCCUGUUAUGGUCACUUACUUAGCUACUGAGGUUGCUGAUUGUUAUAAGAAACUGUGUUGCUGGGAUGAUGUUUUAGCCUGGCAGGAGACUUUGCAACAGUAUCGUCAUGAUAGCACCUCAGACUCACUACAGAAUGCCUACAACUGCAAUGUUGACAUCAACUGCAUAAAAGCACUGUCCAGUUUUGAAAACCUUCAAUACCUUGAAACUAAAGAACAUCUGGAGCUUAUACCAGGGGGCUCCCUUGGGGAUUUAACUCAUGAAGCCCCCAAUGAGGGCCUCCUAUGGUCCCCUGAGGUUGUCCUAGAGCAGAGCCACCUACAGUUGAUGAAGGUGAUUACUAUGUGUGAGACAGAUGACUGGAAACCAAAAAGAGAGAACCUUUUGGGCUGCCUAGACCUUAGUGCCGAAUUAGCAGAGAGUGUACUGAGAGUUGGAAGUUUUGAUUGGCCACCUCAUAUUGACCCUGAGGCCAUCUAUCUUCUACAGGAGGCAACUACAUUAACAUCACUUCUCUCAAGAUCAGCAGAGUUGAGGUCUGUACCCUACAGUGAGAGGCUGUCCCUUGAUCCCAAAGAGCAUGAUGUUGGUCUGUUACAACAGGUCACAUCCAUGGCUAAAGUGCGGGAGCACCUGCGUAGUCAGACCUUUGAAUAUAGCUCAGCAGAGGGCCAGAGUCAGUUGGUACAGCUCCAGAUGGCUUGUGUCACCCUGGCAAGGAAACAACAUAACUUCAAACUGGCCCAUAAGCUACUAAUGCAGCAGAUAAACAGCUCCUUUUAUGGUCAAGUUGAGAAUGGUCGUGUUAACCAAUCAGAUCCCAUCAUCUCAGCGCUGUCAACAAUCAACACUUCAACAGUUAUAACUGAACAACGCAACAUGUUGAAAAUUGAGCGCGAAUCAGCGAAAUUAUUACAUGCCACGAGUAAUCAAAAAGAGGCUGUUGAAACAAUUAGCAAAAGUAUCUUGACUCAUCUCACGAUAAAACCUGAUGAACUGUCGAUGAGUGAAAAAAAUGAUGAAAGCAUUUGUAGUGAGAUGAAUGCCAGGUCAAUUCUAACAUUGGUCAAAUGGCUUCAGGGGGACAAUAAAUAUUUGACAUCAUUAGCAAGCCAAAUGAAACAGAAUGGCCAGGGGGAGGAAGCUGGAAUGUCCGUAACAGCCCGUAAUUUAUUGAUGCUGCUUGAGACGGAGAAAGGAAGUACAGGGAACAGACUAAUCUUUGAACAUCAGGGGCUGAACCUCGGAGAGGGUGGUUUAUUGAGUGACAGUGAUGUCCUGGUUGGAAGGCUCUUACAUCUCAGCACCUUACAGUCUUCAACACUAGCUAAGUCCUGGUUCUCAUUUGCUGGCUGGAGCUACAAGUGGGGUCGUAAAGCUGUGGAUAGUGCAAGCCAUGGUAGCCCAGUAGAGUUGUCUAUAUCCGAGAGGAACGAGAUCUUGUCCCUCCUCCCCAAAGGCACUAGUGUCCCAGAUACUGAGACUGUAUACUCUGUAUUGAGCCAGGUCCAUGCUGCAAUCUCCAGUGAAGAGGACAUAAGUGACCAGGAUCAGUCCCUUUAUGAUGACGGGUCUGAGACAACAAGGAAACAACUUCUCUCCAGUUGUCUACCACUACAAGUAGCCAGUGAUGAAUGCAUAGAUAAAUUGCUGGCCAUUUGGAAGAGGGUUGUGGGAAGGGUCUACUGCCAUUAUGAUGCUUCAGCUAAAGCCUACUUUACAUAUCUAAAGCUGAAUGGACAGGGAAGCGAUGACCAGGGUAAUAUGGAUGGUAACAUCACAGCCACUCUGCGUCUCCUGAGGCUGCUAGUGAAACAUGCCUGGGAGCUGAGGGGGGUACUAGAGGAUGGUCUGGCACAUACACCCACUGCACCGUGGAAAGGCAUCAUACCACAGCUGUUCUCUCGUUUGAAUCACCCCGAGCAAUAUGUCCGCCAGAGUGUAUCUGAUCUACUAUGCCGAGUGGCUCAUGAUGCACCCCAUCUUAUAGUGUACCCAGCUGUUGUGGGGUGUUCAACAGUUCAAGCUGAUGUCACCAAGGAGCUCAAUAGAGAUAAAAUUCUCAAUGACUAUCUUCCCACUGAUACUGCUCAAGAUGGCGAUAAUGAAAAUGAGACUGAAAUGGAUGUGAGUAAUUUACAAGAGGAUUCUGGGAAGACACCAGAUGAGGAUGAUGAUGUUGGUCAAGAAAUUGGAAUAGAGGGCAGCACUGAACUUCAGAAUUGCUUCACGUUGAUUGUGGACACAUUGGCGCAACAUAACUCACAAAUGAUCACUGAGGUUCAGCUGUUGGUCCAGGAGUUACGUCGUAUCACUCUACUCUGGGAUGAGCUAUGGCUGGGGACUUUAAACCAGCAACAUCAGGACGUGACACGCAGGAUCUCACAACUGGAGAAUGAGGUUAAGAAAGUCAUGAACAACACCUCACUAAGCAAGGAGGAGAAAUCUGCAAUUAUCAGGGAGAAACACAAGACAGUAUUGAAACCUACUGUCUAUACAAUAGAACGUCUUCGUGAGAUCACUUCCAAUACCCCAGAGACAGGACAUGAACAGUGGUUCCAGAAUUCUUUCAGUAAGACCAUCGAUGAUGCCUUCAACAAACUUAGUAACCCUAACAACCCAUGUAAUCCCCAGAGCAGCUGGCAGACAUUCAAACAGCUACAUCACACCCUCCAACAAAGGGCCAAUAAGAGAACCAGUCUUGUGCUUCGUAUGGACCAGAUCACUCCAAAGCUGUCCUCUAUGAAAGACACUGUGAUUGCCAUGCCUGGACUAGGCACAAGUGGGGACGUCAUCACAAUAGGCUCUAUACACAAUGUCUGUCAGAUCUUACCUACAAAGACUAAACCAAAGAAGUUGAUCUUCAUUGGAUCAGAUGGGAAAAAAUACUCAUACCUUUUCAAGGGCCUGGAGGACCUGCACUUGGAUGAGAGAAUCAUGCAAUUCCUCUCCAUAGUUAACAACAUGUUUGCAAAGUCUAACAAGGGUGACAAGAUGUUGUAUCAUGCCAGACACUAUUCCGUGACACCACUAGGACCUCGCUCUGGCCUCAUACAAUGGGUAGAUGGAGCUACUCCUUUGUUCAGUUUGUACAAAAGAUGGCAGCAGCGAGAGGCUUUAGCCAAUCAGAAACCCCAGAGCACUGGCAGCUCCACCAAUCAAGUAGUUGUUCCUCGCCCAAGUGAGGUUUUCUAUAAUAAGCUCACCCCUGCACUGAAGGAACAAGGCAUUACUAAUCUGGACAAUAGAAAGGAAUGGCCCCAGGCUGUCACUAGGAAAGUCCUAGAAGAUUUGAUGAAAGACACACCCAAAGAUUUGCUUGCAAGGGAGAUGUGGUGCUCCAGUACCAGCUCAGCUGAAUGGUGGCAAAUGGUGCAGACAUAUUCUCGCUCUACUGCCGUCAUGUCUAUGAUUGGCUAUAUCAUUGGUCUUGGAGACAGACAUCUUGAUAAUUUGCUAGUUGAUCUGGCAACUGGAGAGGUUGUCCAUAUUGACUACAAUGUGUGUUUUGAGAAAGGAAGCAGUCUAAGAGUGCCAGAGAAAGUGCCAUUUAGGAUGACACAGAAUCUAGAGAUUGCCCUGGGUAUAACUGGAGUAGAGGGAACAUUUAGAGUAGCCUGUGAGCAUGUCAUCAAGACAAUGCGCAAAGGACGAGAGACUCUUUUGACGCUAUUGGAAGCAUUUGUGUAUGACCCACUUGUUGAUUGGACAACUGGGAAUGAGGCUGGGUACACAGGAGCAUUCUAUGGUGGUGGACAGGGAGCACAGGGAAAUGAAAAUCGCCAGAGUAAAAAGGAAAUGGAGCGUGAGAUUACACAGAGCAUGUUCUCCAUACGUGUAGCUGAGAUGAAGGCCCAAUGGCUCAAAAAUAGGGAAGACCUUAAAGCUGCCAUCCCUAAACUCCAAGAUGCAGUUGAGAAGCUGCACAAGACUCAGGGUGAGGUGCACCAAGCCAAGGAUGAGAUAGAACAACUGAAUGAGAUCUGUAUUGUACUUGAUAAAGCUGCAGAUGAUGAUCAGCAUGACAUCUAUUCAUUAGGUGAUAGAUAUGCUGAGUACUCAGUCAUCCAAAGCACCCGUCUUUCUGUUCAGUCUGCCAUACAGGACAAACUCAACGAAUGUGACACGUGGCACAGCUUACAUAAGUAUGCUCUGAGCACUAUACAAGGUAUUGCACUACAGAAGCUAUGUGCUGAAGCAACCAUGUCUCUCGAUGUAGGUGUACCAAGCUAUGUCCCAGCGGUGGAGUUCCUCCAGGGAGCAGGGCAGGCUCAGACUGUCACACAGUGUGAGGCUAUUGAGGGGGAAUUAGUGACAUUACUGCACCAACAGCAAGCCAUAGUUCGCAACUGCCUUGAUGUUCUACAUUCAUACGCCACUAUAGUAUCCCAGCUUCCUGCUCGUUAUGUUGAAGAGAAUCGCAUACCUAGAUGGCAGCACUGGUUGGAGGGCCUCAUAUCUGACUUUACAUCCGAGAAGUGUAAAGAGGUUGUGCACGAGUUCCAAGAGAUGUAUGAUGUUACCACUCAGGCGCAUCCAACAACACCUGGGGUAUUAGCAAUGGAGCUGAGACUACAGGCCCUUAUUGCAGACACAAACACUAAGCUGAUACAGCUGCUUGAGAGAAGGUCCAUGGGUAUAGAGACAUCCCUACUGGGGGUUCAGGUCCAGGAGAGCAUGAAUGGACUACAUCUCUAUGUAUCAGAGAAUGGUAAAGCUGGCAGAGUAGGGCUUGGUAAUGUUAUACUGACUGCUCUGUGUGGACUCAGCAAGAGAUACCUCAUCAUGGAGGGCGCUGCUGCAGCUGCUGGAGAAAGACUUAUGGAUCUUACAUCAAGGGAGGGAGAUUGGUUCUUGGAUGAGCUUUAUAGCAUGAGUGGCAAUAUUCAUCAGCUGCUAGCAAUGUAUUCAGACAUUACACUCAUGGAUGAGAAUUUCAAUGAUGAGCUAGACAAGGAGAAGAUUACUCAACUGAUGACAGCCUUACAGAGAACACACACUCUCUACACUGGACUGCAGGAGUUAAAUAGUAACUUCAGAAACAUUAUUCUCCCUGAGACGCUGAAAACCAUCCAGGCUGAAGACCCCACUGUGAUAUCAUCUCUGGAAAGUCUCGCAGCCAUUGUUAAUAAUUGUGACACUCCGUUGAAUGAUGUUGUGUCGCAACUUGAGCUUCAAUUACGGAACACUAUCCUUGGAAUGGAGACUGACUUAGGAGUGAUGACGUUAGUUAAAAAGCUACAGGCAGAUUUCAAUUACCUUUUGCAAGGUCAUGACCCUGAAUACAAUGAGUUGACCUCAGGUCAGAUGUUACUGAUGGGGUUCAAUGGUUUGUUCACAAGGCUAGAUGCAGACUUCUCUGACAUGUUAGAGGCCAUAUCUUCCAUCGAUGUACCAGAUAUUUGGCGCAAGGUGGAUGUCAUACAAGAAGCUAAAUCUCUACAGCUGUCAGCGUUUAAUGAGUCUACCAUAGGUCUGAUAUGCAACCUAUUCUUUGUGAAGCGUCUCCAGGCAAUGUCAGAGUUCUUCACCCUCUGCCAGGCACAGGCUUCUGCACUGUUAGGUACCAAAGAUUGUGUUCUGCAUGAUGAUGAAUAUCUCGCUAAACCAGUAAAAGAAUUCAUCGCAGAAUAUGUAAGAAAGCAAGUGAUAGGCCUACCAUCUCAGACUCUGGGUUACAUCAUGUGUGUCAUCAUCAAUGCAUCGGGUGUGGACGUCACCGCAGAGAUAGAGCUUAAAGACAUUGGAGCCGACAGCAAGGUUGGCAUAGAGGACCUUUGUACUAAAUUAGUGGAGUACAACCUGAAGGAGAAUGUCUUCCAACGAGUUCAUUUGACGCAGGGCAGCUCGUUACUAAGUACCCAUGAUGCAAUUUGGCGCAAACAGGAUUUGGCCAGUCGUCUGGAUAAUAACAUUGGUCCACUCAAGUCUAGCCUAACACGUGCCCAGGUACAGCUGGCACGUUAUGAAUGGUUGCAUGAGGAUAUACUCACCAAGGCUGGACAUCAACUGAACCAGAUGAUGUUACCCAGUAGAUCUAAUGUUAUGUCAGAACUCAGGAAGUCAGUGCAGGCCUUGAUGUCCCAUGAGGCAGCAGUGCUAGGUGUGCAGGAGAAGUAUCUCCUAUUGGAGGCAAGUAUCAGUCAGAGGUUGAAGUGGGCCUCUGGGGCCAAUCAGAACCUUCAAGCUGUACAUAGCAACUUUGAAGAGGCCCAGGCAACUAGGAAUGUCUUCUAUGAGAAGCAGAUAAUGUUGGCAGCUGAUGUUACUAAGAUCUGUAACGCCCUGCUACACUUUGAGGCUCUUAGAACCAGGACAGCCGAGGCCCUGGCAGCUGACAGCACAUUCAUGGCACUCAUUAACAGAUGUGAGGAGAGUUGUCUGCUUACUGAAAGUUCUACCAUCACAGUGACACCUAUUGAGGAAGAGUUGAUGUUGAAGAAGCCACUACAGGGUGGGCAGGUAGUGAGUUUGGAGUGGAUCAAGUCGACAGCAGAGGAACUGAACAAAGAGACUGUACAACUGAAUAGCAAGAUAGUAAAGCAGAAAACUCACAUAGAUAAUGCAAGGGAAGGUGUAAAGAGCAAGGUUGGAACAAUGAAAAUCCAGUUAAAUCAGCACCAUAAGUUGAUGUCUGAUAUACGAACAAUGCUGAAAUCCAUGUCGAAGUAUGAGGAGCAAGAUUUUGGUGUGGAGCCAAUUGAAGGUGGAAUACGUGAAUAUGUUCUCACAUAUAGGGUGUUCACAGAGAAGCUUACAUCCAUGUUGAAGCUGGUUAUGUGUGAUGACAUCACACCGGAAGUGAUGUCAGAGAUCAAUGGAAUGAUUACAUCUGUGAAAAAGCAAUUGACAUCUGUGUAUGACGGUCUCAUCAAUUUUGCCUCCCCAUUGUCUCUGGGGCAACAGGAAGUGGAAAAGACGGAUGGGCCCAGCUUUGCUACAGCAUUGAAAAAGAAUGUUGAUAAAGAUGGUGGCACCACCAAACGAGGGACUAUCACGCGGGAACUGUUGACAGCAACGCCACCUGCAACUCCCCUGAUGAACCCAAGAGCCAGCGUGGUGAGUGCUAAGAAAGUUGACAAGGUGACGCGUGACCCAAGAACUGGCAAAGCUGUUCAGGAGCGCAACUCGUAUGCAGUCAGUGUGUGGAGGAGGGUGAAGCAGAAACUCGAUGGCCGGGAUCCAGACAUAAACCAACGUUUGUCAGUCCCUGAACAGGUUGACUUUGUGAUUCAUGAGGCUACCAACAUGGAAAACCUGUGUCUACUCUACGAAGGAUGGACUCCUUGGGUCUGACAGCGCAAUAGAAAAUAUCGGGGAAAAAAUUCACCAAAAUAUCGUAGGUAAUGAAGCGUACUGCACGCGGACUGUGGAAGUGCGAUUAAGAGCAAAACCUUCAGGUACCUUGACAAGAAGCAAGUUUGUGGGCCCGGCCGUAGGGCCAUAAAUCAAGCUAUACACAUGCUUUAUACAGGCAACUGAUAGGACCAAAACUUUGCUUUUCUACCUCCAAUAUGGGAGAGGUUUGAUUUUCAUGAACCACCACAAAUAAGAUCAGGAAUAAUGAAGAUCGUUGGUGGAAGGAGUAAUUAUUACUAUGGAGAAGUUAUGUGCAUUGACCAGUUAACAUAUUACAACUAAAACAGCGAUCAGAUUCUAUGUACCAUGGGUAUAUAGUAUCUAAACAUUGCAUCUGUAUACAUUGUAUCUCUUCAUUCAGGAUUCAUAUAUGCCAUAUGGCCAACAUGCGAUAUCAUUGGUUGCUUAAUUGCAAAUAAUGGCAACAAAAUCAUUUUUUGAUAACCAAAUAUCUUUCCUAUUUGGAAAAGGUUAGACAGAAUGUGAUUUGUGAAUAUAAAAAAAUCCUGUAUGAGCCUUUUCAAACAAUGAUUCCAAGGAACAUUAUACAGCAAAAGAUUAUGGGAUUCAUAAGAUUCCUUUUUGAAUAUUAAGCAACAAAACAAUCAAAAAUAUGGGCUAAGUCUGUGUGAACCAAUUAAAGUAAAUGCUGACCCAUAACAUAGCGAUAUUAUAUCUGAUAAAAUAUCUGGACUGAUGAGUUGUAAUAUGGUAACUGUAUAUUUGCAUACCUUGUCUGAUUAUUAUUAUUUAGGGUUAUGAGUUUAUAACUAACACUUUGAGUUAGAGAAGGCCAAUAUAUUAUCUGACGAUCAUUUGCUAGAUUUACUCAUGAUGGAAUGACAUUGUUCUCAAUUUGCUUAAAUUCUUCAAAUGUAGUAGAAUUUUGACA
This is a messenger RNA of Owenia fusiformis, 11973 nucleotides long. The record is from the annotation of a GenBank genome assembly. NCBI's taxonomy places the organism in Eukaryota, Metazoa, Annelida, Polychaeta, Sabellida, Oweniidae.